This is a messenger RNA of Malania oleifera, 843 nucleotides long. RefSeq names its product 18.1 kDa class I heat shock protein-like. Gene Ontology annotation, biological process: response to heat; response to hydrogen peroxide; protein complex oligomerization. The record is from RefSeq and is a predicted model, not a curated record. The transcript has a single exon. Bases 149 to 628 code for a protein of 159 amino acids. Lineage: Eukaryota; Viridiplantae; Streptophyta; Magnoliopsida; Santalales; Ximeniaceae.
AAAAUGGGCGAAGCACUAGAACUCUCUUCUCCUCCCUAUAUAAUUCCUUCUUCACGCCCACUUCUCCUUCAACUCACACAAGCUCUCUGCAUUUUCAAAGCUGUGUCUCAGGAUUUCUCAAAUCAAUUUCUAUUUCAAUUUCCCAAGCAUGUCGCUCAUUCCCUCGAUCUUCGGCGGCCGGGGCAGCAACGUGUUCGACCCGUUCUCGCUGGACGUAUGGGACCCCCUCGACGGGUUCUUCACAUCGGCGGUGGCGAACGCGCCCACCGCGGCGGCGCGGGAGGCGUCAGCCUUUGCGAACACCCGAAUUGACUGGAAGGAGACGCCGGAGGCUCACGUUUUCAAGGCGGAUCUUCCGGGGCUGAGGAAGGAGGAGGUGAAGGUGGAGGUGGAGGAGGGGAGGGUGCUGCAGAUAAGCGGGGAGAGGAAGAAGGAGCAGGAGGAGAAGAACGACAAGUGGCACCGGAUUGAGAGGAGCACCGGGAAGUUCCUGCGGCGGUUCCGUCUGCCGGAGAACGCGAAGGCGGACGAAGUGAAGGCGGGCAUGGAGAAUGGAGUGCUCACGGUGACGGUGCCGAAGGCGGAGGUGAAGAAGCCGGAGGUGAAGGCCGUUGAGAUUUCUGGUUGAGUUAGCGGUGGAGAUGGACCGUUUUCGUCGUCGUCGUCGUGGUGAUCGUGGUUAUUAAUUAUCAUAAAUAAAUUGAGGCAUCCAUCAGCGGUGCUUUUUUUUUUUUUUUCGAGUGCAUGAAGGUGUGUUGGUGAGAUGGUGUGUUUGUUUGAUCUUAGUGUUUUUGAAAUGAAUUAUGAAUUAAUUAUAUGCAAGGAAGCAAUCAAAAUUCAACA